UGUCUUGACCAGGGCACGACUGGGACAUGGCCCAGGGCCUUCUUCCCGAUGCCAUUUGCAUUCGACCCCAUUUCUACCCACUUCCUCUAGCCAGAAUAUGCGACCCACUGACCCACCUGAGCAGGUCACCUUGCCCGACGCUCUGUCUUGGCUGCAUUUUUUUCCACUUUCGCUUGGCAUUGCACUUUCAGAUGAAUGAAGUUAUAAAAACCAUCUGACCACGCCGCAGCUCGGUUGUCUCAGUUUACACGGCCGCCAGAGUAAUCAAUAUGCUGAGAUAUCUUGGAUUCUUCCUCAUUCUUGCUGUGGCCACUUGUUUGGGUCAGCUAACUGGCUAUAGUACCGUGCUCACCCCUGCCACCAGAUGCGUAAGGAGCUUGCCCCUGCCGCUCUACCAUUUUAUUCCGGUGCGAGCUCUUACGCCUAAGCCCUUCUUAGAGGAUUUGGAUUCGCAUUCGGAGCUGAUUCGCCAAGCGCGCCAACAGCAGAUCGUUCAGGAGGUGAUUGUAGAGAACAACUUUGGAGGCCCAGGAUUUGGGGGACCUGGAUUCGGUGGUCCUGGAUUCGGUGGUCCUGGAAUCGGUCGUCCUGGAUUCGGGGGUCCUGGUUUUGGUGGUCCUGGAUUUGGAGGACCAGGCUUCGGAGGUCGAGGUUUUGGACGUCCAGGUUUCGGUGGAUUUGCUCGGAGCUACGACCAGGAGGAACCAGAGCCAUAUGAGGCGCCUGCUGAGAUCAAGUCUCCGCCUUGCCCAAAGAACUAUGUAUUUUCCUGUGAAGCGGUAAUCAAGCCUGUUCCCUGUGGUUCCAGCCCCUGUUCUGGUUAUUGAGAGAAUGAGAACUGAUAAAUAAAAAUUAAAUAAAAGUCUUAUUAUGAUAAAAGUUACUUCCGAAA
This is a messenger RNA of Drosophila bipectinata, 892 nucleotides long. It is a transcript of the gene Vm26Ac, whose product is annotated as Vitelline membrane 26Aac. The record is from RefSeq and is a predicted model, not a curated record. NCBI's taxonomy places the organism in Eukaryota, Metazoa, Arthropoda, Insecta, Diptera, Drosophilidae.